Messenger RNA from Pyricularia grisea, 4018 nucleotides. RefSeq lists its product as uncharacterized. The coding region runs from base 720 to 3797 and encodes 1025 amino acids. The record is from RefSeq and is a predicted model, not a curated record. Gene Ontology annotation, biological process: DNA-templated transcription; positive regulation of transcription by RNA polymerase II. NCBI's taxonomy places the organism in Eukaryota, Fungi, Ascomycota, Sordariomycetes, Magnaporthales, Pyriculariaceae. Gene Ontology annotation, molecular function: zinc ion binding; sequence-specific DNA binding; DNA-binding transcription factor activity, RNA polymerase II-specific. The transcript is spliced from 4 exons.
UUCAAUUCUCCAGUUGCUUUGCCAAAACGAUGCGACCAAGAUUGAUGCUGCAAAUCAACGUGAAAAGAAACACAACCAAAAUCAUAUAAUCAUCUAUCCCUAACACGCAUGACAAACGCCUGCAACCUUGUGAGAAUCACCUGCGAUUUUCAUUGACCAUUUUAAUUUGUACCGGAGAGACCGCCAAACCCCUGCGUGCAGCAAACAACUCCCUUGCUUGAAAUUGGGCGGCUGCCCGCACCACGUUCUACAGCACAGUACAUACCGCACCUUAUCGUCUGGGCAGAGGCAACGAGACGGGGGCCUGGGACAGGACGAAUUGCCAACAAAUAAUCUCGCGCCUGAGCUUUUAUGUCGUCUUCGUUAAGGCUGGCGGAGCAAUUGAAGAGUGGCGGUAUACACGUGCACUUUGUUGCACGGCAGCAGCAACUGAUUGACUUUUACCAACCAGGAGUCGAGUUCCGGUCAUACUAGGUAGCCUUGGUACUGCCCUGCCUGCCUAUUUUGCCCGCCGUAAAACUCGAGGAGAUUGAUUGCCUUAUCGACGCAGUCACAAAACCCGCACACCACCCCGACAACCACCGCUCAGUCACCAAUUCCGAGGUUGGCUACCAAGAGAUUGAACAGCUUUGGAAAUCGAACAAAAUCGCUCAUAGAUCCAGAAUAUUGCUUGAACCCACUUGCUCCUGAGUUGGCGACGCCUCCAAACGCCUUCAAAAAUGGACCCCUCGUUCAUUUUUGGGGCUUUACCAGUCGGCACUCUCCCUCGUCCACAGACGACACAAUCGACCCAGUACUACCACCCUCAACGCCCACCGCUACCGGCUGCUGCUGCUCGUGUGCGCCAACAACAUCGUGACGACGACGGCGACGGCUCGUCGAAUCGUAUCGCGCAUACACUCACAGCAUGUUGCCGUUGCCGCCAGCGCAAAACACGAUGCGACCCGACACUUCCGCGCUGCCUUCCCUGCGAACGUUCAGGCUCCAUUUGCGAAUACUUUGACACCACCAAAGGCAAGAAGAUCAACCGCAACUAUGUAGUUCGACUGCAGACGCGCGUGCGACAUCUCGAGUCGGAGCUUGCCCAGUUCACCGAUGACGAUGAGUUCCCUCGCAAUACAGAGGAUAUGGUACGGCCAGGCGGGUUGGUCAAGCUGGACGAACAUGAUGAGACCCCCAGGUACCUUGGUCCGAGUAGCGGAAUUGCCAUGACAAGGUUGGUGAUGGAGGAUGCGAAGCGUUUCACGGAAGCAAAAAAAAUAUCCGAUGUCAUUCCAUCGGUGGGCUCCCGAAGGAUAGACAGGUCGAACAGGAUGCAGAGUAUUGUCAGUUAUGGUGGGAGCAUAAGUGGUCCAAGCAUUCGCAAGAAGAGCUAUCCUAUGGUCAGCGCGCAUGCCGCCCGGGAGCUGCCGUCGCGACCGAUGGCGAACAAGUUGCUGGAGGUUUACAUUCAAAGAGGUCAAGUUUUCCUUCCAACCCUUCACGAGGUUGUACUUGCAAAAGACCUGGACGAGGUUUAUAAUGGAGACAAAGACCCGCACAAAAACUUUAUUGUUUGGAUGGUCUUGGCAAUCAGCCUUCAAAAGCUGGAGCUGCAAUAUGCAGGUCUAGCUGACGGUUUCUACUUGGCAGCCAUGCAGUACUUUGAGGAAGUAGUCAGGGCGAAGGACUUGCGAACACUUCAAUGUCUCGUUCUCAUAGGCCAGUAUUCAACUCUGACUCCUACGCGAUCAGCAGUUUACUACAUCGUAGGCCUCGCUACUCGUAUUUGCCAGCAACUGGGAAUGGGUGAAGAAAAGACGAUAAAACGAGAGUACGACAUGGGGCUCAUCGACAUGAUCACCUUUGAUCUCAAGAGGAGGCUAAGCUGGAUAAUUCUGUCCAUGGAAUUCGGUCUAGCGCACAGUAUGGGAAGGCCCAACGGUUUCGCCAAGGGCGAUGACUUCAUGGAUGUUGGCUUUUUUGACAGCCGUCCGGAUGAGCUCAUAACAGCUGAUGGGAUCAAAGAAGGCCCUCCGAGCGAGAAGAAGCUCAUGUCGAUCCAUUUCCUAAAGAUGAGGCUUCUACAAGCAGAAAUUAGACGCAAGUUGUACGAAAAGAAGCGGCCGGAACCAAGGGAUGAGCGCCAUCCUUGGUUUGCACAAAUGCUGCAGAAACUCCAAGAUUGGCGUGACUCUAGUCCGGAGCAACCGGCCUGGUGUGGUCCCUGGUUCACUGGCAAGUAUCACAGCAUGGUUGUCGCUCUUUUCAGGCCAUCGCCGCAGGUACCAAAGCCUUCCAGUGCGGCGGCUUUGAGGUGCUUCGAGUCUUCGGCACAUAUCAUCGAACUUUCGAGCCAGCAACUCAAGCAGUCGGCCGUAGACAUCACAUGGAUAUUCCUCUUGACCAUCUACAUGUCCCUUAACACGUUGCUCUGGUCCGUCUCAUAUCCCGAAGUGCGCAAAGUACAUUCGCGUGAGCAGCUUGAGGAGUUGGUACAAACUUGCCUCGACACAGUUGACCAGUGUUCAGAAAGGUGGCCCGGCACAGCGAUAGCAUCACAAAACUAUGCAAAUCUUGCUAGAGCAUGCAUGCACAGUUACGAACAGGCGGACGAGCAGCCUGCUCCACCCGUGUUCUCAAACAGCUUUGCAACAACCCCUUCGCUAACUGACACCAGCUCACCCUCUGCAUCGGAUACAUCCGCCCACACGGCCGCAUCAACAACUUCAGCACCACCGCAUCAUCAUCACCAGCAACCACCCGGACCGCCUUUGUUUAAUAACUCUCAGUUGUUUGGUUACAGUUUUGAUCAACCCCAGCAGCAGCAGAAUCAGCAACAACAACACCAGCAGCAGCAACCAGAGCCGACAUUCAAGUUCGAGAACACGUACGAUGAUGGAUUCCCACCCCCUCGCCAUCCACAGUUUCGCACAGGCUCCAUUUUCUUCAAUCCUGCGUCAGAAUCAGGCGGCGGUGGCGGGAGGAGGCCGUCAUACUUUCCUCCAGAUUUUGUACAGGAUGAAGGUCCAGGGCCUAAUCAAAUCGAUGAGCCCACACCACCUGCUUCCACUACGCCACACGCCAGCAACCUCUCGUCUCCUCGUAAUAAUAUUCCAACUCCGCCAGAGUCUCUAGGCAAUGGUAGCCAUUCUCAAUCAAACAAUGCGCUGUCCCCGGCUAUCAACUUUGCCGACUCAGGAUCUGUUCAUCACACUCCGGUCAUGAGCCAUCAAAGCCCCCCGAUGCCUCACGGGUCAAUGACUCCAGGCGCGCCGGCCAUCAAGUUUACCCCACAGACGCCGCAAACGCCCCAAGGCCACCCCACGCCGCAGGGGACGCCACAACAACGGCCAAUUUUUGCAGUACCCGCGCUGCCGCCUCACGCACAGCAGAAUCAGCGGCACCACCAGAAUGUGCAGCAACACAACCCGCAGCAUCAGCAUCAGCCGACGCAGUGGUUCAACCAGCCCCCGCCAGUCAUGUCUCAAUAUGCCGGCUACUCGCAGAACAAUGCCGCCGUGUUCAGCAACAGCACGCACAACUUUGGUGACCCUGGCAGCGCGGCUGCAAUGCUUGGCGCCAUGCCACCUGCGGGAUUCGGCGGUCAACACAUGAAUCAUGGCCCCCACGAUGGUCUCGGUAACUUUGGUGGUUACUCGAUGGACCCGAUGAGGCAGGGCAGUCUGACGCACGAGCAGCUGUCGGAGCUCAUGGGCGUCCUUGAACAGGAUGGCAUGACUGAGAUCAACCAGCUGCUUGGCAUUGGCCCAAGUGGUAACGGCGGUGGUGGUGCUCAAGGUGAAGUGAGGUGGUAAUCUCUGAUUAUCAUAGUUUUAUUUUGUCUGGUGUUUUUGUGUUGAUAUCUCGUUGGUUGACGAACAACCUGGUAUCAUAUGAAAUCCAUGUACUCUUUUUUUUCUAUUUGUCUAAAAUGCUAAUGUCAGCGCAAGGGUGGUAUCUAUCUAUUGGGUGAGAACAUAAGGCAGGACAUUAUAGACGGUUUGUUUAUUUGAUGCAACAGCGUUUAGUAGCAAGG